AUGGAAUCCACAGGCUAUCGGGAGUCGCGGCCACUGCAUUACCUUUCCAUUGCUGAGGCCCGGUCAGGCUUCGCUAGUGGUGCGUUUACACCGGUGGACGUCCUGGAAGCGUGCCUCCAGCGAGUGGGGGACCAUGACAAGAAGCUGCACUGUUGGGUGCACUUGACUGCUGCCAGUGCUCGGGAGGAGGCGAAGGCAUCUGCUGCGCGCUGGGCUGCAGGCAGGCCGCUGUCCCAGCUCGACGGCGUGCCCGUGGGCAUCAAGGACCUGUUCGACACGGAAGGGGUGCCCACCGCCGCAGGCUGCCGCGCUCUGCGCGGCCGCGUGCCGACGGAGGAUGCGCACGCCGUGGCCCUGCUCCGCAGCGCGGGAGCCGUGCUGGUGGGGAAGCUCUUCACGACAGAGUUCGCGAGCGGUGGCAUUCUGAAUCCUCACUACCGCGACGAGGUGACGCGCAACCCUUUCGAUCUCGGGAGGUCUCCCGGAACCUCCAGCGCCGGGACCGCGGCAGCCCUCGCAGCGGGCCACAUCCUCGCCGGCACAGGGUCCGACACUGGCGGCUCCAUCAGGGGUCCAGCCGCGUUUUGUGGGCUGACAGGGAUGAAACCCACGUAUGGUUUGGUCAGCAAACGAGGUGUCUUUCCCCUGAGCAGAACACUCGACACUGCCGGGCCCUUGUGUCGCUCCGCCCAGGAUUGUGCGGUCGGCGGAUUUCUCAAUGUGAUCAAGGGUCAUGACCCUGCUGAUCCCGACUCACUCAUGGGACCCAAUCGAGAGGAGGAUCUGACGGCCAACCUUGGAAGCGGGCUGACGGGGCUGAAUCUAGGCGUGGUGCCGUCGCUAUUGGAAAAAUCAUCUGAAGAAGUGAAAGCUCAUUUUAAGACGGCGCUGAAAGUUUUCGAGGAUUUGGGCUGCUGCAUUGUUGACGUUGAGCCACUAGCGGGCACCGAGGACGAGAACUUGGACGAGUGGGAACUGCUGAGUGCGAUCAUGCUGCCGGAGAAGGCCACCUACAUUGAGCAGCUGCUGCGCCAUCGGCAGAGCGAUGUCUCGCCGCUGUGUCUUGAGACAGCCGCCCCCUACCUCGACUCCAGCGUCUCGAGGUACAUCAAGGCGUUGGGGCAGCGGGAGCGCGUGGAGGCAGCGUUUGAGGGCAGCCUGCGCUCUCGGAACAUCUCGGCGUAUAUCCUGCCGACCACGAAGACCGCGGCUUCAUCCCUCCCAGCCGACCUGAGCGAGAUGGCCGAGCAACGGCGGCGCAAGCAGUCUCGCACCUCGUCUUCAUCGCUUCCUGUUCUCAGAAACGACCAGUACAACACGAUGAUCUUCAAUAUCACGCGGCAGCCAUCUAUCGCCUUCCCAAUGGGCCUAGACUCAGACGGUCUGCCCACCUCUUGCAUGGUCAGCGGACCGAAGUGGGCAGACGCGGUGGUCUUGCGGAUAGCACACGCUUUUCAGACAGUGACCGACCACCACCUCAGGCGUCCUUCCUUAUCCCAGUGUUGA
This is a messenger RNA of Prorocentrum cordatum, 1506 nucleotides long. The record is from the annotation of a GenBank genome assembly. Lineage: Eukaryota; Dinophyceae; Prorocentrales; Prorocentraceae.